GUGGUUCCGCUAUGUUCUUCCGCUGCCGGUAGAUUGAACGUGAAACGGGAGGAAAAGCAGAAGCGGCAACAGCGAUCCAAGAAAGAGAGAUUUUGCUUUUGUUGGGAUUCAGAACCACAACAAAGGAAACCGAGAACCACAUUGUCCACAGAAGUGCAGAUUCUGACCCAUUUAUAGGUGAGCCACCAUGGCGGUGAAUGUGUACGCGACGUCGGUGACCAGCGACAACCUGAGUCGGCAUGACAUGCUGGUGUGGAUCAACGAAUCUCUCCAGAUGAACCUCACCAAGAUAGAAAUGCUAUGUACAGGUGCCGUCUACUGCCAGUUCAUGGACAUGCUGUUCCCCGGCUGCAUUCCUCUGAAGAAAGUCAAAUUUGGUGCCAAGCUGGAGCACGAAUACAUCCAUAACUUCAAGCUUCUGCAAGUUGGUUUCAAAAAGAUGGGUGUUGACAAAAUCAUUCCAGUUGACAAACUGGUUAAGGGGAAGUUUCAGGACAACUUUGAGUUCAUCCAGUGGUUCAAGAAGUUCUUUGACGCCAACUACGACGGGAAGGAGUACGACCCGGUGGCAAUGAGGCAGGGGCAGGAUGCCAUGCCCAGUCCGGCCCCCUCAGCUCUCAACAAACUCCCCAAGAAGACCCUCAAUCAAGCUCCCCAGAAACCUCCAGUUGCAAAAGUGGCUCCAAAGUUGGCUCCUGCCGGCACCAAGAAACCCGGGAUGGGAGGAACAGACGAGGAGAGGGCAGAGCUCAUCAAUGAGAUAGAGAUUCUGAAAUCUACCAUUCAGGACAUGGAGAAGGAAAGAGACUUUUAUUUUGGUAAGUUGAGGAACAUCGAGCUGAUCUGCCAGGAGAAGGAAGGAGAGGGCGACCCAACGCUGCAGAGGAUCGUGGACAUCCUCUAUGCCACAGACGAGGGCUUCGUAAUUCCAGACGCCGAAGAGCAGGAGGAGUUUUAAUUCAAGACUGCGAGCAGAUUCUCACGCCGAUGUCCUGGUAUACAACCCACCUCAGAGUCCUUUAUCAAGCCAAGGCGGGUCGGUUUCACCUCCGACGCCAAGCCCUCUCUCUGUAAUCAACAAAGCCUCUGUCCCCGUCUCCAGAACCCAACCCAGCUCUGCCCUGUAGUCCAGUCCUUCCCAAAAACCACAGCAGCGUGGCUCACAUCCCGCUCUUGUUGUGGACUCCAGUGUAAAAAAGCCUAAGCAAUGUUGUGGCUGUCCUUAUGUGUGUAUGUGUGUGUGUGUGUGUGUGUGUUUAAAAACCUGUUUGAUGCAAAUGAAGAAACUGACCCGGCCGGCCCGCCGCUGCUCUGUCCCAAACUAACCCUGAACGCGCCGCAGCGCUGCAGCCUGUGCUGGCAGAACCAGUCCGGACCGGAGGCGUCUGCAGCAGAACCGGGUGUUAAGGCCAGCAGACACGGACGAGUUGAUGGAGUCUGAAACGGGUCCGAUCCGACCGCGGGUCCAACGCCACCGGUUCAGACUCUUUCAGCUGCAUCCUGCGUCUGCUGAGCUUUACGCUGCCUCUAAAACCAUCCCUCCAACCUUUCUGGCUCAUUUCCGGACGUCAAUGUCCAAAUGCGAGUACCGCCCCUGGUUUCCUAACAGAACCGGCGGACUGGACCGGAACAUCUUCAGCUUUAGUCUGGGACAGGGCGGCCGUCUGGACCUUUGGGCCUUUUGUCACCCGUCACCCUCGGUUCAGCUAUUACUGUCCCAUUUUUUUUUUUUUUACCUUUUAUUCUCCGCCUCUCGGUUCUGUUCAGAUUUCCUCGUAUUCCUGUGUGUUCUUUUGUUUUCACGACCCGCCGACUCUCACAAAACCGUCGGGUUUCAAGCUUUUUAAAACGUGCAAUUCCCAAAAACCCAGGAAAAAAAGCGUCUUCACGCUGAGCUCGGUGCUGGGAGGGGCGGCCGCUCCCGCCAGCUUCAUGAAUGAAUGGUAGGAAGUGCUGAUGAGCAGCACAGCCCGUAGCCUUUAAGCUGGACCCGACCUUUACGUGCAGAACAUCCCGGACAAACGGAGCAGCUGCACGACGAACACUGUGAGCCGGGGGACGCCGUCUCCUCACGUCCUCCUCAGUCGGCUUAGGGUUCAGAAAAAAUCCUCCGCUUGUCCCGUCGUCUGGGAUCAUUCAGCGGGAGCAGAACCCAUUUUAAUCAGAUUUAUUGGGCUUUCUGGGUUCGGUCGGAGACCCGGUUUUUUUUCAGACUAAAUGUAAUUUUUUGUCACAUUUUUGUUUCUAGUUGAACUAAAACACUGGUGUUUAGUCCUGUUAGUGGAAGCUUUUUUCAAAGGCCUUAUUCAUAAAAAAUGUUUGUCAAAAAACUGUUUUGGUUUUAUUUCCUCAUUAGUGGCACGUCUCUUUAUUUUUUUUUAUCUCCAUGUACCCGACGAGCUGAAUAAUGACGCUUGGCCUGUUUUAGUCAGCGCUGUGCAAAACGGUUUAGGCAGGUCUAAAGAAAUGCUGUAAGAGAUUCGGACCCCGUUUUCCUCCAGGUUCUGAGGCCCCUGGCCCGUAGGUUGUUCCAGACGUCUUGGGGAACCAAGCCUCAGAUCGUCCUCUGUUCAUGUGAUCUCAGACUCCAUGAUGAGAUCAGGGCUCUGCGGGCGCCGUACUCUCACCUCCACCGUUUAAAUCGUGUGUUUGGGGGUCUCAGUCCUGCUGCAGAAUAACUUUGGGCCAAUCGGACGCCUCCCUGAUGAUCCUGCAUGGUGGGAUUUGUCUUUAGUAAAUGAAUCUUUUUAAAACAUUCUUAGUUUACAGCAUUUUCUUAAACCUGCCUAAAAGUUUCACAAAGUACUGCUUCAGUGUAGAUGCACAAAACCUUCAACCAAACCGAAUGAUGAGUUUUUAGGAAUGUUUCUCUGAAUAAUUUGUGCCGAAGAAGCUCCAAACACUGCCAGGAGAACCAGUGGUUGCUGCCAGGGGCCUUGUGUGUGUUUUUGUUUGUAUUUAUUGGUACUUUACUAAGAUCAAAGCUCGGUUUUCACCUUUCACAACAUUUCGGGGGACUGAGGAUGUGUAAUUGUUUUUUAUUCUGGCUAAAGUGGGAUUUUUAAGCCCAGUCAGUCUUCUCGUCUUAUAAUUUGAGUUUUGCUUGUUUAUCUGCUGACGUUAUUCAAGCUGUAGUUUACGAGCGUUCAUCUCCCUGGAAAAUAAAAAUAAAAAAAUCUUUUUAACGAUUUAAGUUUUUGAAGGACCAAACACGCAGCCUGAAGGGAGAUAAUUUAAAAACAAGGUGUGAAACAGCGAAAGCUGCAGUUAAAACCUACCACAAAAUGACUUCAUUUAGUUAGAUUCACCCAAUAAAAGGUUCAGAAACCGAUUUCAUGUAGACGUUUCCACACUGUGAGGCUGCCGUGUCCAGAACGGACAGUAGGGGGCGUCACACGGGGAAACGCAUGAGGAGCAAAAUGCUAUUUGCUUCAUGCAAAUACUGGCCACCAUAACCCGUUUCCACAAUGUGACGUCUGUUAGCCUCCAUGUGCUUCUAAUCGCUGCCUAAGAGGCUCUUUCUCACGUUGUUGACUGACAACGGGACGGUCCUGCAGGAAAACAAGCGAUCCGCCCGCCUCUCUGUGGCCCUCGCCUCUUGAGACCCAGAACCGUCUCCAUCUCCGUCACCAGGUCUGCAUGUGCACCAAAUUCCCUUCAGGUUGUUCUUAGCAGCGGCUGCCCACUUCAGGUCUGAUCUUCCGUAGUUCGGGAAGGAAAGCACAAACUGUAAUAAUCCUAAAUGUGCAGCAUUUUUUUUUAAAUUCUUCCCCGUUGUUGGGAUUUGCGUGACAGUUUCUAUCGUUCUGCUGCUUUUAUAUCCUCCUCUUGUCCUCUUUAGGGAUGUGCAUGACUGCAGGUUAACCAACUUCUUCAGCAACAGCCACGACAUUAAAACGUUUUUAACUGAAACCGCGACGAUCGCUGGUCUUUUUAGGCCGCUCCUAAACAGUUUUUUAGUUAUUACGGUAAUUUUUUAUUUUUUUUGUAAUGCACAAAUGUGGACGUAACGCCAGAGGCGGCAGGACUUUCUGGUCUCCGUGACUUUCCAAAGUCCCU
Messenger RNA from Fundulus heteroclitus (mummichog), 4059 nucleotides. Its product is annotated as microtubule-associated protein RP/EB family member 1. The record is from RefSeq and is a predicted model, not a curated record. Gene Ontology annotation, biological process: regulation of microtubule polymerization or depolymerization; protein localization to microtubule plus-end; spindle assembly. Bases 188 to 958 code for a protein of 256 amino acids. The transcript is spliced from 7 exons. Lineage: Eukaryota; Metazoa; Chordata; Actinopteri; Cyprinodontiformes; Fundulidae. Gene Ontology annotation, molecular function: microtubule plus-end binding. Gene Ontology annotation, cellular component: cytoplasmic microtubule; microtubule organizing center; microtubule plus-end.